ACUUUUAACACUUAAAACUGCUUUGAGCACUUGCCUUAAGACCCACUUUUUUCCGGCUAUCGGGCUAAUAUUGUGCUUGAAUAGCAAUAAUUGGAUUUGUUGGCUUGACCAUAAGCGCAGUAAUCAAGCAUGGCCCAAAAUGGCAGGAGAAGACCAAACAUCCUAAUUACAGGAACACCUGGCACUGGGAAAACAACAACAUCGUCAGCACUAGCAGAGACAACACAACUCCGACACAUAAACAUCGGGGAACUUGUUAAAGACAAAAAAUUGCACGAUGGAUGGGACGAUACUUUAGACUGUUACAUCAUCAAUGAAGACCUCGUAUGUGAUGAGCUUGAGGACAUGAUGGAAGCAGGUGGAAACAUUGUUGAUCAUCAUGGUUGCGAUUUCUUUCCUGAACGUUGGUUCGAUAAGGUGGUGGUUCUUCAAACCGACAAUACUGUCUUGUAUGAUAGAUUAAGUAGAAGGGGUUACACAGGUCAAAAGCUCACCAACAAUAUUGAAUGCGAAAUAUUUCAGAUUUUGCUAGAGGAGGCAAAAGAGAGUUAUUCAGAGAAUAUAGUGGUGGCACUAAGAAGUGAUUCUGUUGAGGAUAUUAGCAAAAAUGUGGAGAUGAUGUCCAAUUGGAUCAAUAGUUGGAACCCAGUCUCAUGAUUGAAAUAUCACAACAGAAUUUCUCAUUGCUUAAUUGUUAUUGUACUCAAAUGAUAGUUCUAUUUUAUAGUGGUUUAGUGAGGUACCCUUUUUUCAUAUAAACAGAUUCUGCAGAAACGCAUCAAUGUUGUCGUCCUUUUUGGAGUAAAAAGUUUUUCAGAAAGGUGGAUGUUUUUCAA
Lycium ferocissimum is the source of this 836-nucleotide messenger RNA. Its product is annotated as adenylate kinase isoenzyme 6 homolog. NCBI's taxonomy places the organism in Eukaryota, Viridiplantae, Streptophyta, Magnoliopsida, Solanales, Solanaceae. The transcript is spliced from 3 exons. Gene Ontology annotation, cellular component: cytoplasm; nucleus. Gene Ontology annotation, molecular function: AMP kinase activity; ATP binding; ATP hydrolysis activity. The coding region runs from base 130 to 657 and encodes 175 amino acids. The record is from RefSeq and is a predicted model, not a curated record.